UUUUAGAGCAUUUUUUAAGAUCUUUUUACAAUUUUUUUUCAGUUUUCCGCCGUUUUCGGUUACGCAGUUUAAUACGAAUUUGCUUUUUUCAGUUCUUUUUCUUGGAUUAAUUUAAGCGUUUAAGUACGUUAGGGGAUGUCAGAUAGAAAUUCCAUCUUUAUCCAUAAACUGCGGGAAGCCUUAAUGAUUUGAGAUCCUGUCGCGUUUUCGCCACAAGAUUCAAGAAGCUCGAAUCCGGAAUCGCAUGACCACCUUUUGUGCAUGACAGCAUCACUAGUGUUGAAUUUGUGAUUUUUUCACGGUUCUGGGUUUCGGAGUUCUUCGGAGCGGAGCUCGAAGAAUGGCUCGCAAUGCGGAGAAAGCCAUGACCGCGUUGGCCAGAUGGCACAAAAUGAAAACGGAUGAGGCUCGCGGAGUUGGGGAACGACGGCCUUACCUCGCGUCCAUGUGCAGCGAUGUCCGGAAGGCAGAGCGUUUUCGGGUGGAUAUCAUUCGGGAAAUUAGCAAGAAAAUGGAGCAAAUUCAAAACGCCGGAUUAGGGGAGUUUCGGCUGAGGGAUUUGAACGAUGAAAUUAAUAAACUGCUACGCGAAAAGCGACACUGGGAAGUUAGAAUUCUGGAGCUGGGAGGUCGCGAUUAUCGGAGAGCUCCACUGGUGAUGACAGAAGAUGGUAAAGAAGUACCGGGACAGUACGGUUACAAGUACUUUGGAGCAGCGCGUGAUCUCCCAGGAGUUCGAGAAUUGUUUGAAAAGCAACCUGAACCACCUCCUAGAAGGACCCGCGGUGACCUGAUGCAGCACAUCGACGCCGAAUAUUUCGGUUACCGUGACGAAGAAGAUGGAGUAAUUGUUCCACUUGAACAAGAAGAGGAAAAGAAUGCUGCACUAAGGAUGAUCACCGAAUGGCGGGAAAAGAAAGCGGGCGGUGAACUCGAUAAAACCGAAGAGGAGGAAGAUAUUUAUCACAAGGCUGCAGCGGAGGCUGUCGAAGAUAUUCCUCCGGAAGAGGUCGAAGUCAUGGAAAUUGAAGAUGGGUCGGGUCGACACCUUGUAACCGUGGAUGUGCCUUCUCAACAAGAUGUGGAAGAUGCUUUGGUCAGGAGGAAAAAGCUGGAACUUCUCGAAAAAUACGCCAGCCAAGCCCUUAUGCAACAAAGCGAAGAAGCCAAAGCACUUCUUGGAUUAAAUUAGGAGUACUGGGCUGUCGUAAUAUGUUUCCUGACUGACAGUGUUUGGAAAAACCUUUCUUUUUGUAUGUGAAUAUCACUGCACUGCCCUUCUCCCUACAGAGGCGUUUUAUUUGGAAAUUCUUCGUGGCUUCCUGAUCUUGAGUACGAUUGUUCAUUGUUUUAUAAUCCUCUGUAAAUUUUGUAACCUUAUGCGGUACUGGGAGAACUGAAAGUGUUGCUGCUGAGUGCGGCUGCUGAAUGGGGCAUAGUUAUUCCUCUGAACGUCACUUUUCGAUUGUGAAUUAUACAAAAUUUGGAUGAACCGGGUUUUUCGCUGAAUGUUUUCAAAUAUUAGUUUUAUUGUAAAAUAAUUACG
Messenger RNA from Paramacrobiotus metropolitanus, 1546 nucleotides. Its product is annotated as pre-mRNA-splicing factor ISY1 homolog. The coding region runs from base 341 to 1192 and encodes 283 amino acids. Lineage: Eukaryota; Metazoa; Tardigrada; Eutardigrada; Parachela; Macrobiotidae. Gene Ontology annotation, cellular component: catalytic step 2 spliceosome; Prp19 complex; post-mRNA release spliceosomal complex. The transcript is spliced from 9 exons. Gene Ontology annotation, biological process: mRNA 3'-splice site recognition; generation of catalytic spliceosome for second transesterification step. The record is from RefSeq and is a predicted model, not a curated record.